Messenger RNA from Varroa destructor (honeybee mite), 3650 nucleotides. RefSeq lists its product as uncharacterized. Lineage: Eukaryota; Metazoa; Arthropoda; Arachnida; Mesostigmata; Varroidae. The record is from RefSeq and is a predicted model, not a curated record.
UGUGCUAUCCAUGUUGUUUUUCGUAGCCUAGAUCUCGUCGUAUGGAAUAAACUCCAAUUUAGCGACUAACAGCAGCAGGCAGAUGAGUUCUGUGAUGAAUAGGAUUAUACCUCUUCUAAUUCAACGGCGUUCGAAAACUCCUCUAUUAUCAACAACAUCGUAACAAAAGUAAACUGAAUUUGAUGUUCUCCUUACCCAGUCCGUCUGCUGAUGUGGGUAGUUUUCCCGCCUGACCUCUUUUCGUCCAGCGUGCAUCAGCCAUUUUGCACGAAGUGCCGCUAAAGACGAAUGGCGUUGUUUGCUUUAAUCGUACCACACAAGUGUUUCGUAGCUGCGAUACAUUACUACCAGUCUUUUUCGUGCUUCUGUUCGUCUCCUCGUCGCUGGAGUUACUGUGUCUCAGGACAGAGGGCAGGCACAGCUAAGCUGUGUCCGUCAACCUUACCAGUGAGAAAGACACGUCUUGCCGGGUGUUGAUAGUUGUUCCAAUUUGUCGUUAUGCAACCGCAACAGCAGCACGGACAACAGCAGCAACAAUUGCCGCCGGUGACUCGUCAACAUGAUCAAUCCGGAGGAAUUAUGGACCUUGGCCGCUCAGAGGCGUGGGCCCGCCCUUUCAAAUGCGCGAUCUGCGGGCGUCGAGCAGCUGAUAAGUUCACGAUUGAGCACCACGUACAAUUUGAGCACGGAGCACGCGAUCGAUUUAUUUCGGCUUCGAUGACGGCACAUCAAUUACGGCUUCCGGGUGCUACGCAAGCGGGUUCCCAGUCGUAUGGGCCCCCGUUUAGAGGCCCCGAGGAUGGGAUUCAGCCGCGAAUGUACGCUUCGCCCUCGUCUGUGCUAAAUCCGCCGCGCUACGUUCAGCAGGCAUUGAGAAGUGCUUCCGGGGAGCUUCUCGGCUGGAAAACUGUCAUCGAUCCUGGAUUCUCCGAGCGAUAUGCUUCCAGCCGCCCGCUUGGGCUUCGUAGCUCGAUUAGGCGUGGUUCCAGCACGAUUACAACUGCCGGCAAACAACACCUGUGGACUGAACCCUUCUGUGCACAGCAGACUACGUCAGCUGGAACGCUAGAUCACCUGAGCAUGGCUGGAUCGAGCGUGGAAAUAGAUCAACGUCACUACCAGACUGAAUUGGCUUCCGUUGAACGUGGCCAGUCGUACAUGACAUCUGGAGCAUCAGCUUCAGGCCAAAUAUAUCCUCACGGAAUAGUGGGUCCCGCUGCAGACCUUCAGCGCUCACUGCAAAUAGCUCGACCAUCACUUGAUGCUCAGCGGCAGUCUCACCCAAUGCCUGCACCAUUGUUGAGUGGUUCACGCUACGUGCAGAUUCCUGGAGCGGGAUCUCCGGCGGAAGAUCAUCUUCAAGGACAAUUAGCAGGACUAUCGGGAUACAGUCCGUAUCACGCACAAUUGUCACAAAUAUCUGUAACCUCGGGAUCGAUAAAUGGAGUACUCGACGCAAAAGCGUCUUCACGGCCCGCUGAAAAUUCGUCCUGCCAAUCACAGGCAACCAGAGGGACAUCAGAAAGCGUACAACGUCAUCUCCAAGUUGCUGCAUCACAAGUUGAUCCAUCUCAACGAAAUUCAUGGCUGUACACGGCAUCUGCCUCCGCCUUUAAUCAACGUGUUCAUCCAUAUACCCCCGGCCACCCAGUAGACUCUGCACCAAUGUCCAGCGAACCCUCAACUCGAUUACCCAUGUCGCUGUCCGAUAAUCCGUUGACGCCAGGGGCUCAACCGAUAGUCACGCAACUGUACCCGUCAAACAAGAGCGGACAACUUGAUGAACAGACUGACGGAAGCUGCUCCUCUAGCCAGUCAAAACAUCGCAAUACGACUUCUGCGCAAGCUUCGUAUCUAGAUAGUCGGCGAGGAUAUCUGCCAAGUGGGUCAUAUUCAAGUAGCCAAUACUAUCAUUCGACUGAGGCUCUUCCAGAGCAAUUCCGCCCUCAACCGGACAGUUUACUUGCUUCUUCAGAAGGCGAUCGGGCUAAGCAAAGUUCGUCCAGCUUCACGGAGCUGGGAUCAUAUGCUACUGGACCGAGACCCAUAGCAUCCCAGGAUCACUUCCCUGACAAUCAAGGAAACGCAUCAACAGCGCCAAGCGGCCAACCGCAGGUUUCUCUUUAUGAAGGGAAUAAACAUCUUGAACAAAUAUCGCACCCACUUCCGGGUUCGUCUGGACAGAAAAAACGAGAUAGUCAUAUAGUCGACCAAUGCAUAGACAAUUCUCGACACGAAUUCGCAAACUCAGUUUCAUUUCAACCAAACUACACAGCGCACGGUACUGGUACAGGACAUGAAGCUCAUACUCAACAAGGGCCUGCCACUACCGGAGACCAAGCCCGCUACCACGACACAGGUGUAUUUACUAACACUGAGCGUGGCGGGCUAUAUCCCGAUGAGCAAUUACAGAUGUCAGUUAAUAAUAAAAUAGAAACUGUAUCGGAAAAACGUGAAAUUUCGGAGGAAUUUGAAUCAGGCGUUUUUAAGCGUCGUGAAACAAUGAAUCACCGCGAGGCCAAUCGGGGGGAGGACAAGGAAAAUCAGGAAGACACGCCCUCAGAAUCGCAAGAGGGCGAAUCAGACGAAACCGUGCAGUCCAUGGUAAAUAGCAACCGUUGCCGACGAUGUGGUUGUGCUGUUCGUGGCCAGUGUGAUAACCCCAGUUCAUUGAUUGAACCGGACAAGAUAAUAAUUAUCACGAACUCCAGCUCCGCGUCGACUAGUCAAAUGACGAUUACUGAUGGCGAUGGGGUACAGGACGAUGCCUCCGAAUCCGCACCCGAAGUCGUGUUACCAGAUGCGUGCUAUGACCAGCCUACCGGCGGAGAAAACCAGACAGAGUGCGCUGAUGAUCACAGCACCAUUGGCCGGACCGAUUCAGAGGACUUCAGUCGUCUAGUUAAAAAAAAUGAGGAAGAUCCUCCCUUAGUUAACGGAGUCGCCGAUGAGGCUCGUCUUCUGCCGACUAUUGAUGACCCCGAACACAUAGAACCCGACCAGGAGGCACCUAUGCCAAUUCAACCUAACUUACAGACACAGUCAGAAGCUAAGGAUUGUGACCUUGCCUAAUAACGUGGGUUCUAUUUUUGACCUGAUUGCUUUUGUCACAGAGUAUAGGCAGAACCAUAACCCUUACCUAAUUUAAAUACUGGAUAGAUUUAUGGUACGGAAACAUCUAAGCGUAGUAGUUAACGUUGAGUAUUCUAUGAUGGUUUUGUUAAAAAGUAUAGGUGUUCCUGUUUAGAGCACAAUUGUAUUUUAGAUACUGGGGCAUCUUUACUUCAACAAUCUAAGUGCAAUACAUUUAGCCUAAAAGUUGUAGCUAGGUAAACAUAUGGGCAGUGACUAUAGUGUAUACUUUUUGCGCUAAGUGAGGCCGUUCUCGACAUACAAUUGCAAAAAGACAGUAUUACAUUAAUUUCUAUAUACUAAAGCAACUCUCUCCCACAAAAACCCAUGAUCAAUCGAUGAUUUGUUUGUUAGCAAAGUUUUUGUGCCGGACCUUGUGCAUAGUAGCGUGGCUCCUGUAUAUUGGAGGCUACUGACUACAUCACUGUUUUGUUUAUACGAAUUAAAACCUGGUCAAUAUAUAUUUACUUACAUAUAUAGCAUACAGCCUAUCGAAAUAAAUAAAGUUAUAUUUUUAA